AUGAAGCUUUCCGUCCCCGCCGUCCUUUCGGCCGUGCUUUUCAGUACCGCCUCCAAUGCUCAGGUGCCCUGCAGCGUGUACUCUGGCUCCUGGCCUUCCAACGCAGCCGCGGCACCCUACUCCAAGGUCCUAGACAGCUUCUGGCACGCUUCUUUCGAGACUACCAAGGCCACUCUGGAUCCUGUCACUCGCCAUUUCGAGAUCACCAACAAAAGCGCACGUCGUCGUGUAGUGUGCCACUACUACCGGGGCCAGAUCUGCUUCUGGAUCAACGCAGGCCACACCUGCAUCACCACUCUCGCCACGAACUUUAUCAACCCCAGCAACCCGGGCAUCGUUUACCAUUGGAUUGCCUAG
This is a messenger RNA of Colletotrichum higginsianum IMI 349063, 357 nucleotides long. RefSeq lists its product as uncharacterized. The coding region runs from base 1 to 357 and encodes 118 amino acids. NCBI's taxonomy places the organism in Eukaryota, Fungi, Ascomycota, Sordariomycetes, Glomerellales, Glomerellaceae. The record is from RefSeq and is a predicted model, not a curated record. The transcript has a single exon.